Neltuma alba is the source of this 1761-nucleotide messenger RNA. Its product is annotated as heat stress transcription factor A-8. The record is from RefSeq and is a predicted model, not a curated record. Gene Ontology annotation, biological process: regulation of transcription by RNA polymerase II; cellular response to heat. The transcript has 3 exons. Gene Ontology annotation, molecular function: RNA polymerase II cis-regulatory region sequence-specific DNA binding; DNA-binding transcription factor activity. Gene Ontology annotation, cellular component: nucleus. The coding region runs from base 221 to 1399 and encodes 392 amino acids. NCBI's taxonomy places the organism in Eukaryota, Viridiplantae, Streptophyta, Magnoliopsida, Fabales, Fabaceae.
CUUCCCCAGCAACAGCGUUAGACGCGAAAUUUCCAUCCCAUCGCUUCACACUGUCCUGGUCCUUUACUCCGCUCUCUCUCUCUCUCUCUCUCGCUCUACAAAAGCAAGUGAAAGACCAGGACUUUGUCUGCUCCUUGGGCUGAGACUUGAGAAAAUUCAGGUGAAUCCGACUGAUUUUUGCGCGAAUUGGGAUUUCUUUGGUGGGAAUUUGUCGAAAGGGAUGGUAAAGUCGUCCGAUAAUGGUUUUGGUUCUGUGGCGCCUUUCCUGAAAAAAUGUUAUGAGAUGGUGGACGAUGAGUCGACCGACUCGCUUAUAUCCUGGAGCAAAAGCAAUGACAGUUUUAUUAUCUGGGACAUGACUGAGUUCUCCGUGUGUUUGCUUCCUAAGUAUUUCAAGCACAACAAUUUCUCCAGUUUCAUUAGGCAACUUAAUAUUUAUGGUUUCAGGAAAACUGAUACAGAUCGCUGGGAAUUUGCCAAUGAUGACUUUAUCAGAGGUCAAAAGCAUUUCCUGAAGAAUAUAUUGAGAAGAAAACAUCCACAUGUUGCAGAUCAGCGAAAGCCAUCACAGCAGCAAGAGAAUCGUGAUGUGCCUUCUCAAGAAGUUACAAACCAUGACCUAUGGAAAGAAGUCGAGAAUUUGAAAACUGAUAAAAAUGCACUCACACAGGAGCUGGUUAAACUUGGGCAGCACCAGGAAUUAUCUAAGAACAAAUUGCUCCUCCUGACCAAUCGGCUUCAAGGAAUGGAGAAGAAUCAGCAACAGAUGUUAUCGUUCUUAGUCAUGGCCAUGCAAAUCCCUGGGUUCAUGGUUCAGCUGCUUCAGCCCAAGGAAAAAGGUUGGCGUAAGACUGAGACAAGCAAUAUGUUGGAGCACAGUGUAGAAGAUGUCGCAUCUGAUGGGAUGAUAAUGAAGUAUCAGCCACCCUUGAGUGAAACAUUGAAGCCUGUAGUUACAUCAUCUCGUGUUUCAGAUGAGCAACCAGAACCCAAUCUCUGUACAGAUGGGUUGAAAGAUUAUUUUAUCAAUUCUGACUUCUUAAAAGUACUCAUGGAUGAAAAAUUGUGUCAAAUAGAUAAUUCUCCAUUUAUUCUACCAGAUUCACCCGAUGAUAAUGCCUGGGAACAGCUUCUUUUAGGCAGUCCCUUCACUGAAAAUGAAGAUUCAAAUCAGGAAAGUGACAGGCCUACCAACAGUGGAAUGGAGAUCGAGCCUGCUAUAUGCGAAACACUGUUUGAUAAAUUCCAAAAUUGUGUUGGGUUGAUUCCAGAAGUGGACAAAACUCGGAGGAGUGGAUUGGAAGGAUCUGCUAAUGGUGUUCAUUUGGAACAGCAGCAGAGUUUGGAAUCUCUAACUGAGGAAAUAGAACUUUUGGCUUCUGAGCCAAAUGAGAAGUAGGGGAAUAAAUAUAUAGCGCCAGACAACUUUUGGUUAUCUACAUUAGUAUUGUACUUGGAUAUAAUCUAAGAAUUCCCACUUCCAUCUUCCUUCCAUUGGUUUGAUCUUCAUUUAAAACCAGUAUUUUGGCGUUCUGAUAAUGUGGACAAGUACAGGGGGAAUUACUCGGUAAUGUUGUGACCAGAAAUGUUAUAUUUUGAAUAUUACGGCAGUUAAAUUUGCCGGUUGACUAGAGAAAAUAUUAUGCAAAGAGCUGUAUUUAUUGUGCCACUCUAAGCAGCGGCCUAUGGCUUCACAAAUAUUUUAUUACUUUUAUGUCUUUCUGCAUAUGAAUCUCUAUGAUACAAUUUUCUGUUUUGGUA